Messenger RNA from Plasmodium knowlesi strain H, 2274 nucleotides. RefSeq names its product ankyrin-repeat protein, putative. Gene Ontology annotation, molecular function: protein binding. The coding region runs from base 1 to 2274 and encodes 757 amino acids. The record is from RefSeq and is a predicted model, not a curated record. The transcript has a single exon. Lineage: Eukaryota; Apicomplexa; Aconoidasida; Haemosporida; Plasmodiidae.
AUGAAGUUGUUCUUGUGUCGGCACAGGAACGGGGGGAGCGCGGAGGGAGACCUCCGAGUUCAGGCGCCAAGUCUGGGAAUAGGGCGAGGAGGCAACCAGAUGAAGGGAUGCAACAUCGGCUGGAGAGGGAGAAGUGCAAAGGAGGAUCUACUCCAAAUGGGGGGGAGUAAUAUGAUUGGUGAAAAGGGGGAAGGGAGUGACUCAAGUACGGGGCGAAACGAUCCACCAAUUGAGGAGCCGAAUGAUCGCUCGGUGGAGAGAAGCUCAUGGGAGGCGACACAGAGUGCCCCCCGUCAGAACCCAAUCGAAAGGAACAGAAACUUUUUCGCCCACUUCGAUUGCGCAGACACAUUUCAGCGUCGUAGCAACGGAGUGGAGCGUUACAUGGAGGAGUUGCGCAACCCUCCGUUUAGGAGCACUUGUGUACAUGCCAUCCCUCCGAUAUGUUUCUACCAAAGGGAGAGGAAUAAUAAAUCGAGUUGCUUCACUGCAGGAGACCGAUUAAUAAGUAGCCCUGAUUUGCCAGCUGGAGGUGGAAAGGGGCCAUGCAUCCAGACAGGCGGCAAUGUCAAUGUAGAUACCCCCCAUGCUAGUGUGAUGAACAGGGUUAGAAACAAAGUAGGGCGUAGGAAGAAAGGGAAAAAGAAGUUGACAUGCCUGAAUCAAUUUUUUUUGCGUCAUAUGCGUCAUUCGAAGUGCUGCACAUGCCCGUUUGUAAUGAAGACCAACAGGAAGUACAGAUGCAUUAGGAGAAGCGGUGCUAUGUGCAUCUGCGUUGGGGUGAGUCACUCUGACCACUUAACCAUUGGGAAGGAUAACCAAGAAUCGGAAAAGGCAUCCCUUCGCAGGGAUGAGGAUCUUGCGAAGAAGAGAAGGGGCAUUCUACGUGGAGAGCACAACAAAAAGAGAGGGAGUGAACAGAAGGUGGGUUUGCGGGUGCAAUGGGAUGAUGGGAAAGAAGCCUACUUUUUUCAGGAUGGCUUGUCUGAGGUAGAUAGGGGAGAGGCUUAUCAUGGGAAUUCAGAUGGUACCUCUGAAUGCGCACAGUUCCACAUGUACGAUAGGGAGGAGGAGAAGAAGGCCAAGGAGGAAUUCACCCCUGGAGAGUAUUCCCCCCAAUGGAACAGUGCUCGAUGUGAAGAAGAAACUAUGGAGAAAGCCUGUGAAACACACUUUGGUAGGGGAAGAGCCCCAUGUCAAAACGAUAUCGGAGGUGAUUGUACUUGCAAUGAAGUAGGUGCGUAUAUGGAUGCGUUCAGAGAAACAUUGGAGAACCCCACCUUGGUUGAUGGCAUAACAGAUUUCCAUCCAAUCCAUUUGGCAACGAAAGAAGGGAAUAUGGAAUUAGUGAAAAGGAUGAUAAAGUCAGGAGCUUAUAUAAAUAGUAAAACGAAGAGAAGAAAGUUUACUCCAUUACAUCUAUCUGCAUCGAAAGGGGAUCUAGAUUCUGUUAAAUUUUUAAUAGAAAAUCAUGCAGAUGUAAAUGCUCUUUCAUGUGAUAACGAAACACCUCUAUGGUGUGCAUCCAUAUCAAACCAUCUGGAAGUAUGUAAGUAUAUUUUAACGCAUGGUGCAUUGCCUAAUUUGACAAUAGCAAAGAAGAAGCAUGACUCUCCUCUGCAUGCAGCUUCGAUGAUGGGCAAUUUUGAGGUGGUAAAAUUAUUAAUAGAAUAUGGGGCUGAUGUAAGUUGUCUAGAUUCAAAUCUCCUGGAGCCUGUACAUUACGCAUCCUUCGAAGGACACAAAGGGAUUGUGAAGUACCUCCUUUUUCAACAAAUCAAAGAUGCAGUAGAUACAAAAAUGAAAGAGGUUGUUAACGCCAUGCACAAAUAUGGAGUGUAUUCUAAAACGUUAGAACAAUUCUACUUGUUAAAAUAUAAGGCCUUUUAUAAAAAAAGGUUCACCAGUAAAAUAUUAUGUUGUGCUAUUGUUUCAGGAAAGGAAAAAAUAGUUAACCUCAUUUUGAGGAGAGGUGCUAAUCCAAAUUACUUCGAUGUGAGAUUACAGUUGUUUCCAAUCCAUGCUGCAUCCAUCACAGGCAACAUAAGAAUAUUAAAAAGUUUAGUUCGCAGAGGUGCAAACAUUUAUGCGAAAACGGGGUGUAACAAUUUAGCUAUAGACUUGACUGAAGACUUGGAGAUUAAACAAUACAUUUUGCAAGAAUCGAGAAAAAUUAACUUGAGGAAUGCUUGGCUAGUUAGACAACGGAAGAGUUCCCAUGUACUUUCUCGCCUUUCCCCCGACGCGUUUUACUAUGUCUGCACAUUUUUGUGA